AUUUCUUUAAAAAAAAUACACACACAAUACUACACGUAUUCAUAAUACAUGAAUGGUCUUGAUUAUAACUUGCAUUCUCGCAUUCUAGUGAGUCUGGCAAGUGUGUUGGCCGAUUCAAGGUCCAAAGCAACUACAGAUGAAGUUGAUAGGCUUUUAUCUAAAUGCCCUACUAUUCCUAUUUUACCCAUUGAAGAUACUACUAUUGUAACUCCAGGUCAAAAAAACAUAGGAUGCAUGACACAGCGCCAUCAACAAACACUUGAUGCUUUAAUUAAAUAUACUGUCAAAGCUACCAAAUCAAUUCAGGCCGACAUUAUACCUCAUAUUCUUAGUUAUUUGAAAUAUUUGCCUGCAUAUGAAUGGGACGAUGUCAUUCCAUCAAAAGGUUCUACGACACCGGAUAGUCUUACUUAUAGUUUGGUUUUCGGUUUACUGGAUAUUGCGUAUCAGCACUCUGAAUUAGCGGACAAAAUUUAUGAGACGUUAUGGAAUUAUGGAAAAUGUAUUAUCGACUUGGUGGAAACAACUGACACGGAAUACAUUGUCUAUUUCAUUUUGCCAUCAUUAGCUGGAUUAGCUCGUGCUUUACAAUUAUCUCCUUAUCUCUGCAAGGCACAUCAACUUCAAUCCAUUUGUGAAAAUAUUCAGCCACUUAUUGUUGACAGAACAUUAGAUAAUAUUAAAAAUGCAAUUGAUACCUGUCUAAAAGAAUGUGAUGGUGAUUCUUAUAGUAGACGUGUAUUAGCCACUUAUUGGGAAGCGGGUGUACCCCUCAGCUCAAAUCGUAUUAUUCAUGAUUUACUUAUUAUCUUUAGAAAUGUAACCGCCCGGGUUGUUGCUGUAUCCAAUCCUAGUGAUCAAAAAAAUGGACCAACUGAUCUGAAAAAAUUGCACUUGACUACUAAUAUCGAGCACGCUUGGUCAAUUUUAAUGGAGAAAGUCGCUCGUGGUGUUCCAUCACAAAAUGGAGGAUUAAUGGAAACUGAUAAAAAACUUAACAAAAAUCUUCGUGGAAUUUAUGUUAUGAGUUUAGGUUAUUUUGAUGACAUUCGAAAGUACGCUGAAAAGAGAGAAAAUGAGGGUAAAAAAUGGUCUCCUGAUUCUUACAUGAAAGAAAUUAUGGGUACCAGUUUGGUAAGUUCACAUGCGUUUAUUAAUCCCUGAUUGAUUUUUUUUUUUUUUUAACAAAACAAUGUACAAAUUAGCAAGUGGCAGCUUUAAGCUCAAUUUAUUUACAUGAAGUAGAUGAUGUAUUGAUUAAUUAUAUUUAUGAAUGCCUUUUUGAAAACUCUAACAGUACAGAUUCAUGGGUUCAUGUAGCUUCAUUAGAUUCAGCCGUACUUUUAGCAAUUAAGU
Cokeromyces recurvatus is the source of this 1356-nucleotide messenger RNA. RefSeq lists its product as uncharacterized. The transcript has 5 exons. The record is from RefSeq and is a predicted model, not a curated record. Lineage: Eukaryota; Fungi; Mucoromycota; Mucoromycetes; Mucorales; Mucoraceae. Bases 49 to 1164 code for a protein of 371 amino acids.